Molecule: messenger RNA, 4659 nt
Organism: Babesia bigemina
Lineage: Eukaryota; Apicomplexa; Aconoidasida; Piroplasmida; Babesiidae
Exons: 1
Coding region: 1-4659 (1552 amino acids)
Source: RefSeq, a predicted model, not a curated record
AUGCAAAGCGUUGUAACUAAAAUGCGAAAUCACGUUGAAACUGAAUUAACAAAAAAGUUGAACGCCAUAAAUGAAAAUAAUCUCACUCAUGACCCUUUACUUUCCAAGGCCGUGGAGUCAGCCCAGGCCCUGGCCAAGGAGUACGGUCAAAAAGGUGAAGACUUUAACAACGGUUUCAAUAACAUAACAAGAGACGAAUUCAGUAGACGUUCCAAAGUUGAACUCAAAGAACAAUUUAAGGACUUAAACUCUGACUUGAGAUCAAAAAUCAACAACGCCAGGGACAACGUGUCGCAUGAAGCCAAUAGGCUUACAACGUUGUCGGCCACGCAGAAAAGAAAUUUGGAGGAGACGAUUGAAUUGAUAAAACAGACGUGCACAUCGCUUAAGAAGUGCGUGAAUGAUAAGAUCAACAAAGACGUUACUGAACUAAUGAACAAUGUGGAGAAGAGGGUUGCAGAAAUUUUGAAGGUGCUCAAAGAGAUUGAAAGUAAGAUAAGAGAGUAUAUUGACGAUUUGGCAAAGUGGAUUAACCAUGCGGACAUAGACGUGGGAAAGGCAAUGAAGGAUAUGAAAGGAAUUAUUGAUAAAAGUAUCGGCUGGCAAAAUCAGGAUGAAAUCAGCGGCAAGGCAAAAGACUUGAGCAAAAAGGCUACUGAUCUUUACUGGAAAUUUGAGGGUGCAAAACGGUCAGUUGAGGAGGGAGUUGAUAAGGCCAAAACGGAAAAAGUUAACGAGUUGACCAAGUGGAAAGCAGCGGGCGACGCAGCUGUUAAGCAGGCGAAGGAGAAGUGUGAUGAGAUAGUUGGGAAGUUGAAUGGAGGGGAUACUGAGAAAGACGUUGGUACUAAAGGAGGCGUAAAAGAUGCAGCUGAGCAGUUGAAAAGCAAAGCUGAAGAGUUACGAGGGAAGGCGUUGGCUACAAAGCAGAAAGUUGCGGAGUUGGUCAGGGAGGCAUUGACGGCGGUGAAAAGGAUGGACGAUGCGCUGAAGAAGAAUCUACUCCCCGCGGCGAUCAAAAAGAUUGAAAACGAUCUGAACAAAAAUGCAGAUUAUUUGAAAAAUGUUGACAACGAUGGAAAUGGCGAUCAAAACUUCCACAACACAACCUUCUCCACCCUGCGCUCCACCGUCGACACCAGCCUCACCGCCUUCACCGACAAUGUCAGGAACCUCGUUAAAAAAGAAACCGCCGGCGAUGACACUGACAGUGUCCACGCCUACCUGUUGGAUUUGGAACGGAUGCUUAAUCAGAAUCCCGUUGACCUUAAGACCGACAUAAAAUCUGCCCACAAAUCCGUCCAAGGCCUCGUGACGAUCAAGCAGGAAAUCGACGCCGCGCUCGACGGCAUCGACAGCAAAGUUAAAGCGGAGUUUGGUGCUGCAAAUACAGCCACGGAAAGUGCAACUAUUUUCAAGAAAUUGUCCGAAGAAGUAACAAAUAAUCUUAAGGGCUUAUUAAAAGCGUUUGCUGAUAGAGGCCAAGCCGUAGAAAAGGCUCUGCAAAAAAUAAAGGAUGAGAAAAUCGGCCGUAAAGAACACGGUGACAAAUCUGCGGCUACUAGGGGCACACUCCAAAAAAUCCACGACGACAUCGUCAACGUGCUUCGCGAUCAACUGGAACCUGUCAUCACAUCGGUCACUGAACUACAACGAUUCGCCCAAAACGAAAAGUAUAAAUGCAUCAGCAGUAUACACGGUUUCGUCGACAAGGAAGUCCAAGAAGCAACCAACAAGCUCAUCACCCAGGCCAACAAAAACUACGUGACGUCCGUCAAAGACAUGCUGCAGGCCUUCGCCGACAAGGUGCAGAGGGAACUAAAGCUCCUGCCCGGCGAGAUUGACACCGACAGGAAGCACGGCUUUAAGGGUUUCAUGCGGACGUUGCAGGGGAGGAUUAAUGGUAAUGAUACGUCGAAUGUGAAUAUGCAAUUACUUAAAGAAGUUGCAGACGAACUAUCCCGGCCACCACUGGAUAAUAAAGCAACGUUUCAAAAGUUGUCCAAGAAUUUCCAAAAGUUUUUCUGGCCGCUUAAGGCAUAUAUUAACGGUGAAAUUAAGAGACUACAUAACGAGGAAAAUAAAAAGAACCAAAAGACUCCAACUGAAGAGACGCUAUACACCUCGAUGCUUGGUGACAUCAAUGCCUCAUUUAAUGACUUACUUGAUCACCUCAAGGAAACAAAUAGGUACGAUAGUCAGGUACCUGAGAUGCUCGAUAAGUUGAGUGGCGCGAUCAGCAAAAUGAAACCGGAAGACUUCUCUAAGCCAAACACUCCGACAAUGGACAGUGUCACCGGAGGUUUGUCCCAGUUUGUAGACGAAUUGAGGAAGGUUUACAUAAGCGUGUAUGAUCAUCAGACGUUGAAAGGCGAGCUAAUUAAAGACUAUAAACAAGAAUCUAGUCUAAGGGGGGUAGUGGAGAAGUAUGACUUGACUGCGGAAGGAAGGGAUUUGUCAAAAGUCUUCCUCACCAUGAUCUCAAUCAUGUCUAACGAUGUUAGUGAAAUGCGAUCAAAAUGCGUCUAUUCAUGGAAAACGUUUAAACUUAACUUACAUGACAAAAAUAAUCCUCUCGGAUUGUGCUUUAAAGGGGUCGGUUACGCUGUAUCAGAUUCUGCCAGAAUGCAAAACGGUGAACUGCGUAAUGAAAUGAGUUGCCAAAGUAUUAAUGAGAAAUUAAAAGCAAUGGUCAACGGAAGUGAGAAGCUUAAACAAGUCAAACAUUGGCUGUCAUCUAACCACAAUCGUGAUAAUGGCGAUGAAAAAACUAUCAGCGCAAUUGACAUACUUGACUUCCUGUAUGAUUGCCUUGAAACGUAUUACCGUGUCUGCCACGUAACCAGUUCCUCAACCGGCAGACAUCCAUCGUCCGUCUACGAUAUGCUGCUUUGGCUGACUGGUCUCACGCAUAAUCGCGUGUACACAGAACUGACACUCAACGGCUUCGAAGAUCUAUUUGAAAAGCCGGACGAAGGUGCCGUUGAAGCUAAUACGGAAGACGGUAUAGCUGUUGGUGUUGAAAAAGAAGUAUCCCUGGCAGCCUAUCCUCACGAUAUCACGGCUCCAAGAUUAUCGGCCAGCCUUCGCGAUGUUUGUGUCUACUCGGAGACCAUACUAGUUGCCGUACUAGGCUAUGGUCACGCAGAAGGACGUUACGCUUGCGACUUCAACACCAACGCAGAUAAAUUUGCAUAUCCCGCCGAUAUGAUAACACUAGUAUGCUGCUUGUUUGAUAUCGUGACACGCGUUCACCAUCAACUUUAUUUCCUGUAUCGUCAAUGUUAUUCCAGUGAUCUCAGCGGCUGGGCCAACUGCUGGUAUGGUCGUGAUAUCGGUGGGUCUAACUGGAAGUGCAACAACAUCCAAUGCCCUGAGCAACGUGCUGACCAAAGUCAUAACCAAAGUUGUAACCAAAAGUGCAACCAAACAGUCAACUGCGGGCUUAAGUCGCCGCUUCAAUCGUUUUUAGAAGAUGGGUUGCAGGGUUUCCUACCGCAUCAUCUAAAAUUCGAGAAAGGUAAACUGCAAUGUUCAUUAAAAAAUCACUCCGGUGGUCCUUGUAAUACGCCCAUGGGAUUCGGAGAAAUUAGUCAAAUGGCGUCACACAGAUACACUGGUGAACAUAUAUUGAAUACGCUUCAUGAAUUCUGCGGUAGCAAAAUGUCGCCUCUAACAAAACUCUGCAGUCAACUCAAAUGCAUCCUCCCUAGUGCACCGAAAACUUUAGGUGACAUGUUCGCUUUCUAUUGCACUCUGCUUAAUGAGUGGGACAAGGCUGCCGGAACACGUCAGAUGCACAGGGAAGACGCAUUCCAUAAAGCUGUCAUGGAUUCUAACUUCGAGAAUCCCCAAACCGAAUUGGACAUCACUACCAUAUUCAAGCACAGGGACCAUGGCACGAAGCCCCCAAGCCAGAAGAGCUCGCAUAUUACGGGCGAUCUAUACGCACUUGUUGAUUGCCAUACCAAUUCAUCAUCUGUUUCAUCUCAUCCUUGCGGUCCAUACUUGAGGCCGAUUUGUCAAGAUAUGUGCGCUACUUUCACAAAAGAAAAUGCAGACAAAUAUCUGUCUUGGAUUGUCUACUGCACAGAGUCAUUCCUUGAUUUGCUAAAACAGCUGUACAAAGAAUGCGCUACUAACUGCAAUUCUACUGGCUCUAGGUGCCGUGUCAGUAAAUGUAGGAAUAAAUGUACAGCAACUGAGUUGCCGAUGUCUCCAGGUUCUGCUCAUGAUGAAUCAUGUGGAUCCAUAGUUGACUGCAAAUUCAUGCGUCCCACUUUCUACAAAUAUGGUUUCGUACUUGGAGAUUGCAAUAGUCUAUCUGCCAAGACAACCAAGCGCACGUGCAAAGAUUUGUGUAUGGUAUUGAAAAGCGUUACCAAUGAAAAAGAAGUAGAUGGGCAUCCGCUUGCCAAAUUGGUCCAUGUCACAAUACCCCAAUUCAUCUUCCAAAUUCGCGCCCCCUUCAUCUGGCUCAACGUAGCGCUCUGGCUCCUCUCUGUCCUGUACCUCAUCCACAUCAUGGUCAUCCGCCUCGACCUGCUCCACAUCAAAUCGCAUUUGCACUCACCCUCAUCACAUCGUAUCGCCGCUCAGUCACUACUUGCUGCUGCUCGCGUUAACAAGCUUAACAGGGUGUUUUAUCUGCAACCAUAA